CAGGUUCGUUCUGUGAGUGACUAUGUACAUAAUACAUGCAAUCAUUGUGGUUUUACAAAAAGUUGGAAUAUUGAGAGAAGUGCCAUGCAGUAAUUAAGAGGAAAAUAUAGACUUUAUCUUAUAUGGUGCAUAUUACGAGUCGUUUGUUUUAUUGUGUUUUUCGAACAAAAUAUACUACGCUUAAACUGUAGAUGAUCGAAUCAGAUAAGCUCAAAGUAGGACUGAAAACAGUGCGUUUUUUUCCACUGAAGAGCAGAAAUAGAGUCAUUUUUCAGAGGCUACGUCAGUUACCUUGGCCGACAAAACUUUCCGGUGACGAAUUUGAAUUAAAUAUUAAUGCCACACGUACAAACAGACAUCUUCUACAACAACGCAAGUGUAAAGCAGAGGAAUAAAAGCGAAAAGAAAAAUGUUGCCGUUUAGUUUUAUUUUGCCCUCACUCACAGUUUCUUCGGCUUUGACCUUCAAAAUCGUUCCGCUAGAACGCGAAAACUGACUUUUUUUCAAAAAUAAAAACCAAAAGAAGAGAGGUGAAGAGGAAUCGGCGGGAGAGCUUUGUUGGGUUUCAGUUCGUUUAUUACGCUCGGCCAAUCCUAUUCAACUUCCCUUGUAUUCAUCAGCGCUGAACUUCCGUUGAGGCUAACAUCUGAAACCCGUCGAGCACACAAGCGAAUUACUGCUGUUUUCACCGGUGAAAAUUUACCUGGCAUCAUGGUUUUUUAGUGCACCGGAUGUCGCUCUGCUUUCGAAUUUCACAAGCUGUAUGUUUUCCUUGGAUAGAUUUUCAGAAACUUCUUCUUGAUUCUUACGGGCUAAUAAAUAUUCAAGGUGAUUUACACAGCGCAAAGUGUGCCACAAAUGAUUUUCCGAGCUAUCUAUGUUGCUUCACAUUUUCCGUUGUUAAACUACUCUGCGGUCCGACACGGAUAUGAAAACAACGAGUAGCAAUUUACUUCCGGUGUAUGACGAACUUGGGUCAAGAUGAUCUCGUUUAAGCCAAUCGAUGACAGCGCUUCUGAAACUACACUUAAAACGCUUGAUUAUAUGAACUAUAACCGUAAUUUACAUGAUUUAUGCUAUGACUUAACUACAGGAAGUUGAACUGAAACGAAUAAUGACAUACCGUAUAUUUAUACCAACGCCGGCAACGCUUGAAUGCUUAAGAAAACCGACCCGAGCAGUAAACAGUGAUAGCAAACGAGGGGAAUAUUUUUCCUUGAAAAAGGAACGAAAACAAUUUCACCGAAAAGAAAACUGAUAGCCGCAUUUUCACUUUCGGCGGUCGUGCUAGACAGUGCCUCGACCUCAAGGAGAAAAUUUUAUGUUUAGUCUGGGAAAAAAAAUGAUUAUAGAACUUUAGCAGUUCCCAGUUCCUGUGUGACUUCAUCGUCUUCCGUACAAGUAAAUGACUAUGGCGAACGGUUGGAGGUCCAAAGAGUGAACUACAUAUAACGGACUACAACAACUCGGCGGGCCAUGCUUGUUGGAACUUAUAAUGUCUACAUCGAUAGUCUGCGGCGUGGUAAUAUCUCUUACAAUCAAUUUGUCAACUGGAGUGUUCUUUUUCUUCGCUCCAGUGGUUACAUUCCCUUUCUCCAAGUCAGAGAAGCAAACCGCUAAACGGCUGGUCAAGUUUUACAAAGAGAAACCAAGUCUCAUCCGAAAACUGUUUAGAGACCACGUUUUCUCCAUCCUUCUCUUUUCCUGUGGAUUGUACUUAACUUCUUUAAAAGACACCUUUGCCAAGCCACUUCGAAACACACCCACAACUUUCCUGGUCAUCUUCUCUGUCUAUCUCGGCAACUACGUGUACAAAUUUUUCCAGGACUUCUUGCUAAGAAAGGAGCAUCCACUGUACAAGAUCAACCUUCUACAUCAUUUUGUAACGGCGACAGCUUACGGGGUGUUAAUAGUGUACAGACAAAACUCCAUCUCUGGAGUCAUCGGGCUGCUCUUCGAAGGAAGUGUUCUUGUUUUCGACUUAAACUCUUUGCUUCGCUUGCUUGGCGUGAACAAAAACAGCUGGUUCUUCCUCUGUGUAUCUACGCUGCGACUGCUAGUGACCAUCCUUCUGAGAGCGAUCUGUCCGACGGUGUUGCUGGUGAUAACUCUUUCGAGUCACAGUCCGUUGUCAUUAGAGUACGUUCCUCUCGGAUUCUUCUUCAUGAACAUCGUGUUCUUCUCCAUGAUCAAUGGAUGGCACGUGAAGACCUCUUUCGAGAGCUUGAAAAAGCGAUUGUUAGCGAGGCGCCUUUCUUAUUACUACAGUAGGCCCAGGGCGAACAGCGACAGUAAUUUAAACAGUAUGGAACUGAACAAUAUCAGCUCUGUCGCUCAAACGCUGACUCGUACAACCCUGCCUGUUAUUAUCCCGACCGACGCGAAUUUCCGACUAUCUUCGCCCGUGUCGAACGUCAAUAUGAACAGUGACGAAGUGUCCAAUAUCGCGGUCUCGCGACACGAACGAACUUUGCCUCAGAUAAGUGUUAUUAUCAACGAUACGCCAGGAUCAGACGAACCGAUAAAUCAAGUUUGAACUGUCGUCAAGGAUUCUGAAAAAAGGAACGAUCUUGUAGACGAAAAAAAGCGAAAAAACUGAAUGAAAAAUCUCAAAGAUUUGUCUGUACAUGGAUAGCCAUGGAGAAGUAGACAAAGUUUGAUUUUAAACUCGCGAAGAAAUAUGCGCCAUCUGUUUUAAGAUAAAAUAUUUAUUUUAGUUCAAGCUUGCAUUCCUGCUGAUGUUGGCUAUAAUAAUUAUGAAAUUAUAAUAAAAAAAUUGCUUUCUCGUAGAGAAUUAUUGUAAAUAAAGAACGACAAAAAACAGUGGCUGAUUCUUUAAUUCUACUUCAUUUUCAGAAGCGACAGUCUGACAUGAUCAAAAUUAACCAUGGCUAUUUAAAAAAUUAUUCAAAUAAUUGAUUGAAAUUGCAAAUGCGAGAAAAAGAGCGUUUUGUUUCUAACAGUCUAAGUAAACGUUAGAGCCGGUGGCCAUCUUCGCACGAGGGAUCUAGGAACAAGCGUUGGUUGCGGGCGAGACACCCACCCAGUUGACACCCACUUUCACUUUCACUUUGAAUGCUGACACAUGCUAUGCCGUCACAGUUCUAACGAAGCUGACGUACGUGUUCAGAGAAACAGGGGGAAAUAAUACUUAUUUUGUACUGGGAAGAAUCUAUCAGCUUUUUUCUGUGUCUGGAUCAUUGAGCAUUGGAAGCGAUCAAGGCGUUAAAACCAACUGCGAGAUAUAAAGUACAGUUUUCGCGAUAUUUUUCCUCGUAUUCUCGUUGCUCGAUAAAAAAAAAGCUCAAAUAGAAUUCCUUUUCAGCUGACAUCCAGUUUCCUGUUGACAGUACUCGCUUUGCUCUUCCCUUUUGGUUUUUGCGUGGUCGAAAGCGAAAUAUGACCGUUUUCGUUGCAUUGUUCCUUGAACAUAAAUAGUGAGUAUUGCCAAGCAACGCUUG
Orbicella faveolata is the source of this 3461-nucleotide messenger RNA. RefSeq lists its product as uncharacterized. NCBI's taxonomy places the organism in Eukaryota, Metazoa, Cnidaria, Anthozoa, Scleractinia, Merulinidae. The record is from RefSeq and is a predicted model, not a curated record.